This is a messenger RNA of Penaeus vannamei (Pacific white shrimp), 384 nucleotides long. RefSeq names its product protein GVQW3. NCBI's taxonomy places the organism in Eukaryota, Metazoa, Arthropoda, Malacostraca, Decapoda, Penaeidae. The record is from RefSeq and is a predicted model, not a curated record.
AUGUCGGAGCGCAUCGAGCAGCGCUGCUGCAUUAAGUUCAACCACAAGUUUGGUGAUACGCAAGUGCAAACAAUCCAGAAGAUUCAGCAAGCCUUUGGUGAUGAAGCCAUGGGAAUAACACAGAUAAAAGAGUGGUAUAACCGCUUCAAGCAAGGACAAACCUCAGUUAAGAGCAAGCCACUGUCUAGCAGGCCAUCCACCAGCAGAACCGGAGAAUUCAUUGCGAAUGUUCGUCGAAUAGUGGAGUACGACCGCCGUAUAACCAUCAACGAGACUGUCGGAGAAGUAGGAAUAAGCAUAGGAUCAGGUCAUACAAUUUUAACAGAAGAUCUGGCCAUGAUACAAGUGUCUGCAAAAUUCGUUCCCAAGUUGCUGGUGGAAUAA